AUCGGUGUUUCCUUCCAGCAAGGCCAUCCGAGUUGAUUCUGUUGGCAGCAAUACCGGCCAGCCAGUAGGCCACGACAACACCAGCGGCAAACAAAACAACAACCGAACAAGUGCUUUCCGCGUCUGCGAAAGACAAACGAGCGCGCGCAAAUAGAAGUUUUCUCUGAAGUUUGAAAAUUCUUGGAAGGUCAGCUUUCGUUCUUGUGUUCAAAGAGUGUCGAUACAUUUUGAUAGCUAGUUGGAUACCUAUUUGUCGCUGAAAAUUGUGGAGAGCAAGUACACAGUUUCAGGAGGAGUUGGUCCGACUCGUGCAUCAACAACGUCAAACUAACCCUCAACUGCGCCAAGGACCACCGCAGCCCCUCCGCCCACCCCAGCCACCGAUACUCCCCGGGGGCGGCCAGCUUAGAGGACGUGUCCACCCACCCGGCGGCGGCGGACUCGGAGCGGGGCAGCCUGAGGCGCAGCAGGAGCUUGGCGUCAUCGGGGGAGGCGUGGGCGGCUUGCUGGAGGUACGAGGAGCGGCGGAGGGCGGGAGAAGGGAGGAGGUCGCAGCUGAUACCGCGGGCGAGGCUGAUCGACAGGGCUUCGGCGAGAGAUAACAGGUUGAAAGGAUCCAGCGUUGAUAACCUCCACUACCAAGAACGUCCUCAAACAAGAAGACAUUCAACCUUGGUACCACCCGAACCCUACUACAUCGACAAUCAUCGUUCGACUUGCAGAAUAGAAAAGGAAUCUUUGUAUACAUCCCUGCAAAGUUUUCCAGAUACAAGCAAACGAACCGAUAGCCUAGACUCGAACUGCAACAACAAAACGUCAGUGAACAGCUUCUUCGAUGUGUCCUACGAAGAUAUUCCAGAGCUAAGUUUGCCCAAUUACUACCCCGAGGCCAGAUACGAUACUGAUAACACUGAUAACAUCUCAUUAACCGAUAACAUUUCAUCGAACUCUUUGGAUAACAAAUACCCCCUAGACGUCAAGUGGGAGAAGAACGAACAGUACGAAAGUAUUUCCUAUGACGAAAAUAUCGUCCUGAGUACCAACAAAAACCUCUACGAAAGUAGUGGACACAAGCCUAGAACAAUAAGAAACCCGACACCCUAUCGGGAAAAGUACGGACAAAUCAAUCCGAACUCCGAGCCAACAGAACAACCAGAAGAAACCAACAAACAUUCAGAAGAAAUUGAUUUGAAAGUCGAAAAUACUGAAGAAGAAGAUCUAACCUCUUGUGAUGAGACUGUUAUCGAAAAAGAUUCAUUAGAUGUGGUUGAAACAAUCAAAGAAGACGUGAAGAAAUCUCAGGAUCAGAUAAAAACUCUCAUUGAAGUAGCAGGAGAGACUCAAGUAUUCGAACAGUACAAAACAGUUGUAUCUGUAGACACAACCAGAGAUAGUCAAGAAAACACUGAAAAUAUACAUUGUAACCAUACAAAUAAAGUAUUCAAAACACACAGCCACAAUUACCUGAAAGAGUUCUUGGAAACACAAAAAGGGUCAAAGAAACCCCUGCAAAACUUUAUCGCUAAGAAAUUCACGAACUUGUCUCGCAAAACAACGCGAGAUAACACGAAUUUACAGGAUAACAAAUUCCAUUCCCUGCCGGAUAUAACUGCCAGUAAAAACUUGAGGAAAUGCGAGAAAAUUGACAGGAAACUGCGUAAAUGCGGAAAAAGUAACUCGUCAAAGAACGAAAAUAGAUUUAUCGUGAAUAUCGGAAGACAUUUUGAUGUCACUGGUGAUGGUAUGGUGCCUAUAGACUUCGAAGUCAAGAUAGCAAAAGUUCCUAAACAAAAGAAAAACGCCAAUAGAACUAACACUGACGAACAUUUCAUAGAAGCAGUUAAAAACCUCAAAGAAACCAUACACGGUAGUCAAAUAAGUUUGGACCAAAAACCAAUAAAUUCCGAAGACAAAAGAGGCGAAAUGGCUUUACUCUAUUGUCAAGACGAAUGCACAAAAGAACUGAACGACAAGCUCGGUACCAUGAAAAAGUAUUGGAAGAAAAUGAUAGGUGAUGAAAAUGAACAGUGCAGGCACCAAGAAAACCGAGAAGAAAACGGCAGCUGUAAAAUAGUAGAAGUGACAACGAAAGUCGAGGAUGUCAAGAAAAAAUUUGAACAUCAAGCGGAUAAAGUGGAAGAAAAACCACAAAGCAAAGUGCAACUCACCAAACAGUUAUUCGAACCAAAACUUGUGAUUGAGAAGACGGGAAAGAUUUCCCCAACCAUCAGAGAAACUUGCAGCUACUUCGAGAACAACACGUGUUACGAAACCGAUAGAUCAUUCGAGAGCCUAUGUCCAACAUCUGUAGAAAUCAUAGACGCGAAAAACAACGAAAAUGAACCGAAAAAAGACAACAAAAAACGCAAAGCUCACAAACCUGUGUCGAAAUCCAACAGCGUAUCUGUCCAACCAGAAUUCGACCACGUACGAUACAAACUAGUGAAAUCUGACCUUUUCCAGAAGAAGAUAUUCGCGAAUUGUGAAAAAGAAUCUCAGUUCGAAGACCUAAUCCAGUACCUCCAAGACUAUAGUUUCCAAGAGCUUCUGAUCGAUAACAACAUUGUUAUUAUCGAACCCAUACGAUCCAAGGUGCCCUACAAAGCUUCCCCUUGCGUCAAGUCAAUGAAGAAUGUCACACCAUUGGUGCACAAACAGGACAGCGAUAGUGCAGACAACAAAUCCACACUGAAUCGGCCGUUCUUUUACCACCCCAUCAGGGUGAACAAAGAAGUGAAUGAAGACGAGCUUCCUAAUCCAGAUACAGUGAGACAAGUACGGCAGUUUUUCGAAGGGGGUUCUAAGAACAAGCAAACCAACCAGGAAUCGGAUGCUCCAAAGGAAAACUAUAAAGAAACCACCACAACCAAUAUAGAUCCCGAUAAAGAUAGAUGCUCAGCAGCAUCGGAUUCUAACUCACAUCUAUCAAACAUAUCGGAUUUGGGCAGCCAAGAGAACUUGUAUGAUUCCUUAGACAACGAAAUAUAUUGUGAGUAUGUGAGUGAGGCGAUAAUGGAGAAAAUCAGGGAAUAUGGUACCACUGUCACGUACUAUGGAGGAAGAGUGGUGGAUCAAAAAUCAGGUCAGCCAGUACUGACCAAAGCUAUAAUGGAAGAGAUCAGAGACAACGAAAAGAGGUGCAUGGACUGUAGCAAUUGCAGAAAGAUGAGUAAUGGUAGUGUAGACAUAGAAGAGAAAGAUAAUAAAAAUAAUUUGAAGGGCAUGAAAUUUAGGCUCUUGAAAUCGAACAGUUGUAGCAGCCGUCUGGAGCUAGUUGGCACCGAUUCGUCGCAAGAAACAAAGAAAAAACUGCUGACCCAGCAAAGGAGAAUCAUUGCACAGAACAAUCUGAGGAAGAAAGAUAAUGUGAUUGAAGAGUGUGGAAAGAAGAUGGACCAAAACGACAGGUUCAACGAGAAAAACGCUAUCAAUGAGAACAUAAAGAAGCAAUCAAUGAACAAUAAUUCUCCUAAAAUUAUUGGGGAGGAAAUGAAAAUAGCAGAUAACAAGACACAGUGGAAUGACGCGAAGAAUGAAAAAUCUGAUAGAACAAUCACCGAGAAGAGUCCUACUCAAACAAUUCAUGAUUUUUAUCAAUAUGACAAAGUCAAACAUAUUACAAAAAAGAUGGAUGAUAUGGAAUUUGAACCAUACGAAGUAGCUUAGCAAUAUUUAGUGAAAUUGAUGGAACAUGUGAUUAUUUUAUGAUUUAGAAAAUUGUAUGAUAAUGUAAAAACUGGUUGAGGGUUAGGUGAUUCAAUUCGAAAGGUUAAUUUAUUUAAUUUACGUGGUGUUCAGUUCAAUAAAUCUGUAUAUGUUAAUUAGUAACUUCACAUUUUUUUAGUUAAAAAUGUUCGAACGUCGAUUACUACAAUGGAAUGUCUAUGUGAUAUGAAAAUAAAUAGUCUGCAUUGCCAGUAGAAUAAUAA
Messenger RNA from Phaedon cochleariae (mustard beetle), 3929 nucleotides. NCBI's taxonomy places the organism in Eukaryota, Metazoa, Arthropoda, Insecta, Coleoptera, Chrysomelidae. The record is from the annotation of a GenBank genome assembly.